AUGAUAACUCAUGUGCGUCAAUUUGAGUCUCAUGGUUAUAUAGUCAAAAAUGAUAAAAUUUGCUACAAAGAGAAUGAUGGGAUUUUAUCUAAUAUUGUUUAUGGGUAUAGCACAUUGUUUGCUUAUUAUUUGGAGAAUGAAAAAGGAAAUAUUAGUCAAGAUAGCUUAAAAGAAAAUAUUUUCAUUGGAAUUAAAUGUGGAAUGUUCUCAUUUGCAGAAAUACCUCAUAAAUAUAAUUAUAUUAUGGGAGUCACUGGAACUUUAGAAGAUUUAGGGGCCUAUGAAAAAAAUAUUAUAGAGAGUGAAUAUAGAAUAAAAUUAAAAACGCUAAUGCCAUCAGUAUUUGGGGAAAGCAAUAGAAAAUAUUGUACCAAUGAGGAUAUUUAUGUGGAAAACAAGCACAGUUACUAUAAUAAGAUACUAGAAGAAAUAAAUAUUCGAAUAGAAGGCAAAAAACCAGGUUGCAAAAGAGCUGUAUUGGUAUUUUUUGAAGAAGAAGCAAAAUUAAUACAUUUCUAUAAUAAUUCGAACUUAAGGAACACUGACUAUGACAUACAGUUGAUGACAGAGAGUUUAUCGGUAGAAGAUAGAGGUAUGAUCAUUAAAAAAGCCACAGUUCCAAAUACUGUGUCAUUAUUGACAAGAGCUUAUGGCAGAGGAAUUGAUUUUAAAUGUUACAAUCAUGAAGUUGAGACCAAUGGAGGAGUUCAUGUAAUCCAAGUAUUUUUAUCAGAAAAUAUAUCAGAAGAAACUCAAAUUAAGGGUAGAUCUGCAAGACAAGGGCAAGAAGGAUCGUAUAGUAUAAUACUUUUAGAUGAUGACCUAGAAAAAUUCCAAAUCAUGAAUGAAGACAUUGAAGGAAUGAAAAAAAAUAGAAGAGAAUUUUAUGAGUCUUUGAAUAGCAAAAGAAAUAAUUUUAAUCAAAUCAAGAAUGUCAAUGAAUCAAACUAUGUGAAACAAUCAAAAAUUUUUCAUGAUGAGACAAUAAAAUUUUUGAAGAAAAUCAUAUAUAGGGAUCUCAAAUUCUCUAAAGCAUAUUUGUGAGAGUUGAAUAAAGGUCGCAGCAUCAAUUUAGGGAUAUCGAAAACAAUUGUUUUAAUGGAUGCAACUGGAUCUAUGUCUCAUUUAUUGCAAAGUGUCAAAAAUACAGUGAAAAUUAUGUUUUGACGCAUGUGCGCAGUGCUUUCAAAUACAGGAAUAAGCCCUGAGUGCUUCCAAUUGCAGUAUUGUGUGUAUAGAAAUUAUAGUUCUACUGAAGAUAAAAUCCUCCAAGUUUCACCAUGAACAAAUAAUCCAGAUAUUCUUGAAAGGUUUAUGGCAAAUGUACAACCAGAAGGAGGUUGGGGAAACGAAGCAAUAGAGGUUGGAUUAUGGCACGUAAAUAACGUUUUAAAAAAUGAUACAAUUUCACAAGUUAUUUUAAUCGGUGAUAUGCCUCCAAAUACAGUUGAUGAUAUUCAGGAAAAACGAGGCAAAUAUAUUUCGUAUUGAAAUCAAUCUAAAUUUAGAGCUGUUGAACACUAUAAGCAGGAGUUGGCAACAAUCAUAGAUAAGAAAGUCCCAAUAAAUGCAUUUUAUGUAAAAAAUAACGCCAAAGAAGCUUUUGAAGAAAUUGCAGCUUUAGCAAAAGGACAAAGUGGAUUUCUUGAUAUUAAUUCAAUUUCAGGGGCUGAAAGACUAACUGAUUUGGUUUCUACUGACUCUUUCAACAAUAAGUAAAAUGUUUUCUCAUUAUUGGGAGUUUUAGCACAAAAGCUACAAAUAGUAAAUUUUGCUUAUUAUGGGGGAGUGAGAUUUUAAGGAAAGUAGCUGGAGAAGAAGCAGCCAAUCUUUAUAAAGAAAUGUACCCACCUUCAUAUAUAAGACUUUUGCACGAAUACUCUAAUAAGCAAUUAAUAAUUUAAAUGAAAAUUAUAUGUGAAUAAUAUUAUACUUAA
Messenger RNA from Blepharisma stoltei, 1937 nucleotides. The record is from the annotation of a GenBank genome assembly. Lineage: Eukaryota; Ciliophora; Heterotrichea; Heterotrichida; Blepharismidae.